Molecule: messenger RNA, 3252 nt
Organism: Chaetomium strumarium
Lineage: Eukaryota; Fungi; Ascomycota; Sordariomycetes; Sordariales; Chaetomiaceae
Exons: 10
Coding region: 345-2753 (802 amino acids)
Biological process (GO): nucleotide-excision repair; positive regulation of mitotic recombination; transcription by RNA polymerase II
Cellular component (GO): nucleus
Molecular function (GO): ATP binding; DNA helicase activity; damaged DNA binding
Source: RefSeq, a predicted model, not a curated record
GACGAUGACGCUGUCUUCAAGCUGCUAUCCACCAAAAGAACAAAACAUUUUAUCCUGUCACUACGGGAAGACGACGGCGUUAUUGGAUAGAAUUAGGAGGAAACUGAGAGGUCGGCCUUCCGACCGGCCCGCGAGGUGGCUGAAUUCCCGUCGGACUGCAGAAUUCGUAGAUUCGCAUCGCGCCCAAAACACCAGUUACACCACGGCUGCAGUGGGGCCGAGUCCAUCUCUCUGGUUCCGCGACUUGCAUCCAUGAACACUGAAGGCCGGCAAUAGCAGAAUCUCCGCUGAAGAACGUGAACAUUCGCUGGUCACCCACAGUGGUCCUGUGGUAGACCGCCAAAAUGGAGUUCAACAUUGAUGAUUUGCCCGUCCUCUUUCCGUACCCCCGCAUCUACCCAGAACAAUAUGCCUACAUGGUAGAUUUGAAGAGAACCCUCGAUGCCGGGGGGAACUGUGUGUUGGAGAUGCCUUCGGGCACAGGGAAGACAGUCACCUUGCUGUCCCUGAUUGUGGCCUAUCAACAGUAUUACCCGUCGCACCGCAAGCUCAUAUAUUGCUCCCGGACAAUGUCCGAGAUCGAGAAGGCGCUCGUCGAGCUGAAGGCUCUCAUGAAGUUCCGCGCAGAACGACUCGGCCACGAGGAGGAGUUCAGAGGGCUGGGUCUUACGAGCCGCAAAAAUCUUUGCCUGCACCCUUCUGUAAAGCGGGAGAAGAGCGGCAACGUGGUUGAUGCACGCUGCCGCAGUUUGACAGCGGGGUUCGUCAAGGAGAAGAAGGAAAAGGGGGAGGACGUGGAGGUCUGCGUAUACCACGACAACCUUGACCUCCUCGAAGCCUCCAACUUGAUCCCGAACGGCGUCUGGACGCUGGACGGCCUUCUGCGAUACGGCGAGCAGCACAAGCAGUGUCCUUACUUCACCGCCCGACGGAUGAUGCAAUAUUGCAACGUCAUCAUCUAUUCAUAUCACUACCUGCUGGAUCCCAAGAUUGCCGAGCGUGUCUCCAAGGAUCUCUCAAAGGACUGCAUUGUCGUCUUCGACGAAGCUCACAACAUCGACAACGUGUGCAUCGAGUCGCUCAGUACGGAUAUCACGGAGGACUCGUUGAGGAGAGCCACGAGGGGCGCCCAGAGCCUGGAAAACAGGAUCAGCGAGAUGAGAGAGUCGGACCAGCAGAAGCUGCAGGACGAGUAUGAGAAGCUGGUCGAAGGCCUCCGGGGCGCUGACGACGGCCGCCAGGAGGACUCCUUCAUGUCCAACCCCAUCCUCCCGGACGACCUGCUCAAGGAGGCCGUUCCCGGAAAUAUUCGCAGAGCGGAGCACUUUGUUGCCUUCCUCCGGAGAUUCAUUGAAUACCUCAAGACGAGGAUGAAAGUCCGGCAGGUGAUAUCCGAGACUCCGCCAUCCUUCCUCGCGCAUCUCAAGGAAUACACUUUUAUCGAAAAAAAGCCCCUGAGAUUCUGCGCUGAGCGGUUGACCUCGUUGGUCAGGACGCUCGAGCUCACCAACAUCGAGGAUUACCAGCCUCUCCAAGAGGUUGCCACUUUCGCGACUCUCGUGGCGACCUACGAGAAGGGCUUCCUUUUGAUCCUGGAGCCGUACGAGUCGGACACGGCCGAGGUACCAAACCCGGUGCUACACUUCACAUGCCUGGAUGCUGCCAUCGCCAUUAAGCCGGUCUUCGAGCGCUUCAGCUCCGUUAUCAUCACGUCGGGGACAAUAUCACCGCUGGAGAUGUACCCGAAAAUGCUCGACUUCCCAACCGUGGUCCAGGAAUCUUACAGCAUGACGCUGGCGCGAAGGUCCUUCCUGCCUAUGAUUGUGACGCGAGGGAGUGAUCAGGCGCCAAUAUCCACAAGCUUCCAGGUUCGCAACGAGCCCAGCGUGGUCAGAAACUACGGUAACCUCCUGACCGAAUUCGCCAAGAUCACGCCGGAUGGCAUGGUGGUCUUCUUCCCCUCGUACCUCUACAUGGAAUCCAUCAUCAGCAUGUGGCAGGGCAUGGGCAUUCUCGACGAGGUGUGGAAAUACAAGCUCAUCCUCGUCGAGACGCCCGACGCGCAGGAGACAUCCCUGGCGCUCGAGACGUACAGAACUGCAUGCUGCAACGGCCGCGGCGCUGUCCUCCUCUGCGUCGCCCGCGGCAAGGUGUCAGAAGGCAUCGACUUCGACCACCAGUACGGACGCACGGUGCUGUGCAUCGGCGUGCCCUUCCAGUACACGGAAUCGCGCAUCCUCAAAGCCCGGCUCGAGUUUCUCCGCGAGACGUACCGCAUCCGCGAGAACGACUUCCUCUCGUUCGACGCCAUGCGCCACGCAGCUCAGUGUCUGGGCCGCGUCCUUCGCGGCAAGGACGACUACGGCCUCAUGGUGCUCGCCGACCGGCGCUUCCAGAAGAAGCGCAACCAGCUGCCCAAAUGGAUCAACCAGGCCCUGCUGGACGCCGACACCAACUUGAGCACCGAUAUGGCGGUCAGCAGCGCCCGCCGGUUCCUCAAGACCAUGGCCCAGCCGUUCCGCGCCAAGGACCAGGAGGGCAUCAGCACGUGGAGCAUGGCCGACCUGAGGAAGCAUCAGGAGAAGAUGGACGAGGAGCGGAUCAAGGAGCUGCAAGCGCAGCGGGAAAGAGAGUUGAACCCGCCCGCGGCCGGCCAGGCGACAAGCCAUCUGGCGACUGGGCAGGAGGAGAGUGACUAUGAGAUGGACGACUUUGACGAGGCUGAGUUGAUGGCACUGGAUAAUAAUGCGUAGCUGAGGGACACAUAAAUGGCAUGUACUAUAUAUAGUAUUAUAUAUACAUGGAGCCUUUCUUGCGUUCACGGGUUGCAGAAGCGAACGGAUGCGCUUGGUCGUCUGGAUAGUGGCCGUGGUAGGUGCAUCGUAUCACCCGGGCGCAAUGAGGGGGGACCUACCCAGUAGGAUUGUCAACGCGACUUCUGUUUGCUGACCACAUACUGAUGGACUGCUCAUCUAUGGUAAUAUCCCUUCAAUGAAGAAGGUAUUGGUAUCUGUCCUGAGCAUGAACAGUCAUGCCUGUCUUACUACGAUGUCCGGACGCAAGAACUGCUUGAAGAAUUACUUGAACUCUCCACUCCGUCCUGCAUCUGAACAGACACCAAGCCAAUCCAUCUACACCCAGCCUCACCACUAAGGUACCUACCUACCUAUCUCAUUGCAACGCCACGCUAUGCUAAUAAUGCUGCACCCUGUCUCAAGCGAACACGGGGUGAAUCAUGAAGAAAGAAAUCCG